Molecule: messenger RNA, 408 nt
Organism: Lactuca saligna
Lineage: Eukaryota; Viridiplantae; Streptophyta; Magnoliopsida; Asterales; Asteraceae
Source: the annotation of a GenBank genome assembly
AUGACGUCUCAGAUUUCACAGGCGAUUCUUGUGACGAAGCAGUUCUAUUACUUUAAGGAGUAUAUAAAGAGAUUGAAGAAAGUUGUGGGGAUCAAAGUUGAGGGGGCGUUGGUGUCAAUUAGUGCUGGAACAAAUGAUUUCCCGAUUAGCUACUACGAUCUUCCUUCUAGAAGAGACGAUCUCUCCAUGGAAGAUUACCAGGAUUAUAUAUUGAAGAAGCUUCAGAAUUUCAUCAAUAUUCUCGAGAACAUGUUUGAUGCAUCAGAACACCGAUGCUCGAGUCUACAAUCAGAAGCUCAUGAAUCUGCUGUCGCAUAUUCAAUCUUCUUUGAAAGGAAGCCAGAUUAUGUACCCAGAUAUCUACACUCCGAUGAUGGAGAUGAUCCGAAAUCCACGAAAACAUGGUAA